GUCGCCCUUCCAUCGUUCUCCACUCACGCUUUAUGUUUCUUCAACCGAGAGAGAGGGGGGGAGAGAGAAGAGAUGGUGGAAACGACGACGUUUAUGGGUUUGGGUCACAUGUUCAUGACGAUCUUCUUGCACAGUUUCUCGGCGUUCAUGGUGAUUCCGGCGAUCACUGACGUCACCAUGGCGGCCCUCUGUCCCGGAGAAGACGAAUGCUCCCUCGCAAUUUAUCUCUCCGGUUUCCAACAAGCUGUCAGUGGAUUGGGAUCUUUAUUAAUGAUGCCGAUUGUUGGAACCUUGUCGGAUACGUACGGGAGGAAAGCUCUACUCACUCUUCCCAUGAGCCUUGCCAUUCUACCUCUUGCUAGUUUAGCUUAUAGUAGAACGACAACGACCUUCUAUGUCUACUAUGUCCUCAAGACACUCACUUCAACAGUUUGCGAAGGAAGUGUCCACUGUCUCGCCCUCGCCUACGUGGCCGAUAAUGUAUCGGAACAGCGAAGAGCCUCCGCGUUUGGAAUACUCUCAGGCAUUGGCUCUUGCGCUUUCGUCUGCGGCACCCUCUCCGCUCGCUUUCUCUCCACCUCCGCCACUUUCCAGGUUGCAGCGACAGUGGCGGUUUUGUCGACAGUGUACAUGAGGUUGUUCUUACCGGAUUCGAUCGCAGACAAUAGCUUGACGGUUCCUAUUCUUUCAGGGGAGAAAGUGAGUGCGACUUUACCGAAAGAUAAAUCUGACAAAAAAUUUGAGGUAUUCAGAACACUGCCUUCGGUUCAGGAUAUGGUCGGUCUGUUGAAGAGCAGUGUGCCACUUCUUCAGGCUGCGAUCGUGUCGUUCUUCAGUAGUCUUGGCGAUGCUGGCCUACAAGCUUCAACCAUGUACUACUUAAAGGCCAAAUUUCAUUUUAAUAAGGACCAGUUUGCCGACCUCAUGGUCAUAUAUGGUGCUGCAGGUUCUAUUUCACAGUUGCUCUUCAUGCCCAUUUUAGUUCACGGUUUAGGAGAGGAGAUAAUGCUUUCAAUCGGACUUUUCUUUGGUUGUGCCAAUAUGUUCCUUCUUAGUGUGGCAUGGUCCGCAUGGGUUCCCUAUACGUCGGCCGCCUUUUCAGUUUUCUCAAUAUUAUCACAGCCAUCUAUGAGGAGCAUUGUAUCUAAACAAGUAGCAACGCAUGAGCAGGGGAAGGCUCAGGGGAUAAUUUCAAGCAUAUGCUCCUUUGCCAGCGUUAUUUCUCCGUUGGCCUUCUCGCCUCUGACCGAUCUGUUCCUGUCUGAUCGAGCACCUUUCAACUUCCCGGGUUUCAGUAUCAUGUGCAUUGGGUUUACCACGGAAACUAACGCCGGUGAUAUCUUUGUCCUUCUCCAGACGAUAGCCUUUAUCCAGAGCUUGAUGAUAAGAGCGACCCCUCCAAUGGCUAAUCAUGGAUCACCAUAACUCCUCAGAACAACAACAUAUUUCCGCAGUCUCGGUACGUCAAAGGCUCUCCUUGUCGGAUUCUAAACCGAUAGCCGAAUAAAUUCACGGCUCUUACUGAAUUUAUUAUUGAUGUCUAAGUUGGUAUGAGAAGGUAGCUAUGUACAGAUAGAUAUACAACACCACGCCCGUAUAAUCACAAGGACAAUGUAUAAUCAACAAGUACUCUUUAGAUUCCAAAGA
Tarenaya hassleriana is the source of this 1647-nucleotide messenger RNA. RefSeq names its product hippocampus abundant transcript-like protein 1. Gene Ontology annotation, molecular function: transmembrane transporter activity. The coding region runs from base 73 to 1425 and encodes 450 amino acids. The record is from RefSeq and is a predicted model, not a curated record. The transcript has 14 exons. NCBI's taxonomy places the organism in Eukaryota, Viridiplantae, Streptophyta, Magnoliopsida, Brassicales, Cleomaceae. Gene Ontology annotation, biological process: transmembrane transport.